GCCCGCGCCAGCGGCCGCCGCACCCAGCAGCGCCGGCGAGGACAGGGGCAGCCGCGGCGCGCCCGCCCCCCGCGCCGAUGUAAAUUAUUAAAAAGAAAAUGGCCCAACGGAACACUGCAUUUCCUUCUCUCGUCACUGAGGAAAGGUAUAAUAUAUGGAAAAUAUGCAUCUAAGGCGAGUUAGAACCAUGCCCCGACACAGCCAGUCCCUGACCAUGGCACCCUACUCAUCUGUAAGCCUCGUGGAACAACUGGAAGAUAGGAUCCUCUGUCACGAGAAGACAACCGCGGCCCUUGUGGAGCGCUUCCGGAUUAAGGACGACAUUGUUGGCAGUUUGCCGAAAAUGCAGAACAAAGGGGGCGGCGACCGCGUGGCCAGGCUCUUCUUGGAGGAGCACAUCAGAAACAUAACUGCCAUUGUGAAGCAGCUCAAUCGGGAUAUCGAGGUACUGCAGGAGCAGAUCCGGGCCCGGGACAACAUCAGCUAUGGAACGAAUUCCGCCUUAAAGACCUUGGAGAUGCGUCAGCUCUUGGGUUUAGGAGACCUGCGGGGAAGAGUGGCAAGAUGUGACGCCAGCAUAGCCAGACUCUCUGCAGAGCACAAAACAACUUACGAGGGGCUCCAGCCCUUGAACAAAGAACAGCAAGCUGCCAAACUUAUCUUGGAAACAAAAAUCAAAGAUGCAGAGGGACAGAUUUCUCAGCUUUUGAACAGAGUGGACUUGUCGAUAUCAGAGCAAAGCACCAAACUGAAGAUGUCCCACAGAGAUAGUAACCACCAGCUUCAACUUCUGGAUACAAAAUUUAAAGGUACGAUUGAGGAACUCAGUAAUGAGAUUUUAUCUGCACGGAAUUGGUUGCAACAGGAACAAGAACGGAUAGAGAAAGAACUUUUAUAGAAAAUUGAUCAGCUUUCCUUGGUCGUUAAGGAAAACAGUGGAGCCAGCGAAAGGGACAUGGAGAAGAAGCUCAGCCGGAUGUCAGCCAGACUUGACAAAAUAGAAGAAAGUCAGAAGAAGAAUAUGGAAGUGCAGAGAACAAAACAGGAAGAAGAGAAAGUGCAUGGGCGCAUCAGCAAGCUGGAGUUACAGAUGAAUGAGGACAUGAAGGAAAUGAAAGCAGAAGUUGAUGCUGGGUUUACGGCCAUCUACGAAAGCAUAGGAUCCCUCAGGCAAGUUCUUGAAGCCAAGAUGAAGUUGGACAAGGACCAGCUACAGAAGCAAAUCCAGCAGAUGCAGAAGCCAGAGGCCCCCAUGUGAGGGGAGCUGGGACAAGGACCUCAGAAGUGUUUUGCUGGUGGGACAAGAGCCAGGUGCCGCCGUGGCCAGGCGGUCACUGCCUUCAGAAGUUUUCUAUUCAUGGCAUGCAUGUGCCAAGCAAUGUGUUUUCAUGGGUCUAAAUGUUUAC
Messenger RNA from Mustela erminea (ermine), 1406 nucleotides. RefSeq names its product protein FAM81A-like. Lineage: Eukaryota; Metazoa; Chordata; Mammalia; Carnivora; Mustelidae. The record is from RefSeq and is a predicted model, not a curated record.